This is a messenger RNA of Penicillium odoratum, 924 nucleotides long. RefSeq lists its product as uncharacterized. Gene Ontology annotation, cellular component: membrane. The record is from RefSeq and is a predicted model, not a curated record. NCBI's taxonomy places the organism in Eukaryota, Fungi, Ascomycota, Eurotiomycetes, Eurotiales, Aspergillaceae. Gene Ontology annotation, molecular function: carbohydrate:proton symporter activity. Gene Ontology annotation, biological process: carbohydrate transport; transmembrane transport. The transcript has 3 exons. The coding region runs from base 1 to 924 and encodes 307 amino acids.
AUGACAACCAUGAAAAACGAGAAAGAACUGGAGCAAGUUCUCAAUAUCGAGAAAAUAAGCUCCGAGGCCUUCAAAGGUACAGUUCAGGAUUCCCCCUCGUUCAUGGGGCAAUUCAAGGAAAUGAAAAGGCACAAAUGUGCCAUACUAGCCGCCUUUGCUUGCUCUACAACACCAAUUCUCAUCGAAUACGAUCUAACUUUGAUUGGUUCUAUCAUCGCAAACUCCCAUCUCACCAUUAUCGGUACCCUGAUCGAGCUAUUCUCCACAAACUGGAAGGUUUGGAUUGUGGCAAAAAUCUUCAUGGGCGCUGCUAUGGGUUCAAUGCAAGCCAACACCCACACAUAUGUCUCCGAAAUUACUCCAACCUCUAUUCGAGGAUUCAUGCUCUCGCUUUUCCAACUGUGGAUUAUUCUUGGUCAACUCCUUGCUUCGUGUAUCCUCGAGGGAACGAGCCAUGUCCGCAGUGGUUGGUCCUGGAAAGGCGCUGUCCUAUCCCAAUUUGGACCGGCCUUGUUUUGUCUAGUCAUGUUCAUUCCUCUUGUUCCUGAGUCUCCUUACUACCUCAUCGCCAAAGACAGAUUAGAGGAUGCGAGGUCAGCGAUCGCUAGGCUGCAGGGGAAUGAAGACUUCAAUUGCGACGAACAAGUACUGCAAAUCCAGGAGACUAUUGCCCACGAACGGCAGGCGAAGAACGGAUCAGCUUCCUUUCUCGAAAGCUUCCAAGGAACAAAUCUCCGCCGCACUCUCCUGGCAUGUCUGCCCUUAGUGAUGCAAAUAUUCAUGGGCUACCCACUCUGCGGUAAUUAUUUGUCGUACUUCCUCACUCAAUCAGGAAUGAGCAACGCAUUCCUCGUUACAGUCAUCUCGGUAGUCUAUUCCCGUAUCGUCUCUCUUUCUACAUUCGUCACCAUUGAGCGCUUGUGA